This is a messenger RNA of Geodia barretti, 740 nucleotides long. The record is from the annotation of a GenBank genome assembly. Lineage: Eukaryota; Metazoa; Porifera; Demospongiae; Tetractinellida; Geodiidae.
AAGGGAUAGAGGCGGUGUAAUUUGGUUCGGGCAUCCUGGGUGUUGAACCGCCAGUUGAUGGUGGUUCGGGCGGCGUUUCGCUCCUGCGCCGAGGCCCCGACUUCCCGUUGGAGCGAUUCCUCGUCGGGGAGCCGCUGCCUCAGGCAGGAACGGGACAGUACGCUGAACUCGAUCUCCGCCCCCGGCCUCCGCCGGGGCAGGCUAUGUUCAGCCAACUGCCGUGCUUCGGCGUGUAGUGGAACUCCAGCCGUUUGGCAAUCCGCCGCGCCUCGGCUGCCGGGAAGGUCUCGUACAGCGACGCCACGCGGUGAGUGUUCAGGUUGUCCAAUACCACCCGCACCACCGCUAUCUCCGGGUAGGCUUCAUCCACCAGCCAGCGCAUCUGCUGGGCGAAGUCCUGCAUCGUGCGCCGUUCAGUAAUCGCCACGUGGCGCCAACCGGCCAACGGUUCACAGGCCAGGAACAGAUUGCGGGUGCCUUCUCGGCGGUACUCGUAGUCCUGCCGCAGGGGGUGUCCCGGCUGGGCCGGCAGCGCCGGCUGGGUCUCGGCCAGCAACUGGGUGGAGGUCUCGUCAAAGCAGACCACCGGCCGCUUUGGGUCAUAGGGCUCGGCGUACAGGUCCAGCACUUCCUCCAUGUGGGCCACGAAGUCGGCGCUCACCUUGGGGAUGCACCACUCUUUCUUCUGCCACGGCUUGAGAGCGUUUUUUUGAGCCGCUGGCGCACCGUCUCGUGGGACA